GUGCAAGUGUGUUGCUCAGGUGUAACAUGAUUACACGGUCUCGAGAUAACAUCCGAAACGUCUCUGAAUGUUAUUGUUGGUGGUGGCACCGGAAAAGCCGGUACCUUCAUAUGAAUACAUAUAAUGAACACUAAGAAACACGUAUAGAUGACCGAAAAAUCACAGGUGCGAUGUGAAUAGACGGAGGGUUGAGAAAGAAAGCAGUCAUAGACGGUUAGAAAUAAAAAUUCAUACCUUUGAAUACACUGAUAAUGGCCAUGCGCAGAAUAAAGUGGGCUGUAUUGCACGCGGGAAAUUCUAGAUAUGGAUAAAUGUCAUUUUUCCAAAAAAUUUAUAAAUAUCCUGUGAAUCAUACUGAUGAAUUUAAUAAAUAUUUUUGUUUAAUACAAUUUCUAGAAAUUCCUGAAAUAAUAAUGGCCAAAUACAAUGUUUAGUUGCAUACCUUCUAUAUGGAUCAUAAAUAAUACUAAAACAAGAUAAAAGAAGAAUGAAAAAUCAUUAAAUGAAAUGAACGAAAAAUAAACAUUUACUACUGUGUGACGUCGAGUAUUUAUUAUUAACUGAAGGUCGCAGACAUCUUUUCUUGACAAUCACAAGUGAUGACUUAAAUUAUGCAGCAAUACAAUAUUUGGACUAAUGAUUUAAUUUCUCUCAAUACGAUUUAUUGUCAUCAAAAGUAUAAUAUUUAAAAAAUAUGGAUUGGUUUAGUACUAUCUGACUAUUAAAAUGUUUAUAAAAGAUUUUAAAUUAACUUGCUCAUGUAAUCAAAAGUUUCUGAAUGUGUUAUGAUUGUGUCCAUCAAUUUAGUAGGUCAUUACUCUUUUUACUGUAAAGGAAUUUUCGCUGUCAAGUUAAAAGGAAUCGAUUAAAGAGCAUUUUAGCUGUAAUUAUCAGCAUGCCGCAGAGCUUCCGGGCGUCAUUUAAUAGAUGAACAUGAUCAAGAAAUGUAGAAAAGAGGGAUAGUUCAGUUACAGACUUUAAUUAACUUUUAUCGAUCGUUUUUGAACAAUGAAAGAAUAAAUUUUAUGUUAGAAAUCACUUUUUGACACUACUGACAGUUCAUUUGAAUUCUUGUCAUAAUAUUUCUUCAUAAAAUUCUGCUGACAGUUAUGAAUUAAGAUAUUUUUUUGAUUAUUUCAUAGUAUAAUUGUGAAGAUAAAAAAAAAAUCAUUUGGGUUCUGAAAUGUAACAACGUCGGCCCUGAGACUUGCGCUCAUGUGGCAUCGAUUAGAAAAUGCAAGCAAAGUAAAUGAGGGUGUAGUGUCAGUGAGGGUAAAAAAGUGGAGAACAAUUCAUGGAUUUGUGUAAAAGACUGAAAGCAAGUUCAAAAUCAUAAUAAUAAGGAAUGCGUGCGCAUUUACGUAGGUUGUUUUUUUUCCUAAGUUUCAUCAUUUUCUUCUUCUUUGGCAUCCAUAUCUUGACAGGUCGAAAUCUUCUACUUCCGGUCGAUGAAGAUGCUUCUUUAGUAAGCUCAGAAGGUCAGGAAAAUGCACAAUUCACGCUUGCGUACGCACCUGGUACAUAUAUGAUUGGUCAUCAACCCAAAAACACCGCAGCCUGCAUUUGGGACUAUGGGUUACCAUCGUUAUUCUCUUAUUCGGUCAAUAAUAUCAUCUGGAGUCCACAGCAAGGAAGAAAAGGACCAUAUAGGAUCCUUCCAUUUAUCAUUCGAGGUGUCGAUCAAUCUUUUGAUAAAAAAUUAUUACCACAACUAACGUUGUGCACUCAUGCAACAGCUGACCUAGUUUAUAACAUCGUGGAAAUUAUAAGAAGAUGGGAAGGGCCAGUUAGUUUAGCUAUUUUUGUACCAGGAUAUGAUGCUGGACUUGCAGUUAAUCUACUCGACCGAGCUUGUCGGUGUGAGCCAGAGAUGAAUAAGCUAUCCGUCCAUUUGAUAUUUCCAGCGAAUCAUCCACCUGCCCUCAAGAACAAUUGUCCAACUUAUGGAGACUGUACUGCUCUAGAUCUCCAAAUAAAUAGAUCUGACACUGAAAGAUUUCGUCUGGGAAUGACAUAUCCUAUUAAUGUUGCUAGAAAUGUUGCUAAAGUCCUAGCAAAUACUUCUCGUGUUUUGGUGUCUGAUAUAGAAUUGUUACCCAGUGAGAAACUUGCUUCGGGUUUCUCGGAAAUGAUUGAUGGACAACCACCGCAGUAUGGACUUGUAUUUGUAGUGCCUGUAUUUGAAAUUGAAGAGAACGAACGACCACCUAAAAAUAAAAAGGAGUUAAUGAUUGCAAUGAAGAAUGGUGUGGCAGUUUACUUUCACAGAUAUGUUUGUAUACACUGUCAGAAGUUUCCAGGAAUAACACGAUGGAUGUUGAGACCAGAUCCAGGCCGAGUGAAACCUUUAAUUGUCACUCGGAGAGAAUAUCCUCAUCAUAGGUGGGAACCACUUUAUAUUGGUACUCAAGAAGACCCACUGUAUAACGAAGACAUGUCCUGGGAAGGGCGCCAAGAGAAGAUGGCCCAAAUGCUUGAAAUGUGUCUUUUAAAUUAUCAUUUGAUAAUUCUCGACGGGGCCUUUCUAGUCCAUUCACCAGGAAUAAAAAGGAAGUUAAAAAAAAUAAAUGCAUCAAAUAUUUAUGAACAUUCUCAGGAAAAAAAGAACGCUCAAAUAUAUCUAAGUAUCACGCAGAAUUUGCUCAAAAAAUAUCCGACAAAUAAGAAAUGCAGACAAUAGAAAAUUAUCAGGUUCCUAUUAAAGCAUAAUAGAAAAACAUAAUAAUAGUUAGAUAUUUUUUUAAAGAUAGAAGUAAAAUAAAAAUAAAAAUUAUUUUAUAGCUUCUUAUAAAUAGCUAAUUUAAAUAUGUAUCUACUGAAUUCAAAGUAUUAGCAAUAUCUGAUAAUAACGCCUUUAUUGCUGUUACGCACAUAAGACUAUUGUCCAAACAACAUACAAAUAAAUUAAGGAUUUAACUCAUAACAAAAAAAAUGACUUAACUAAUAUUUCAAAAAUAUUAGUAACAUUAGGACAUUAUUAUUUUUUUUUAUUCUUUCUUUUUAAUAAAGUAAUAAAAUAAAAAAUAAUAGAUGAUGGUGCUUAUUGAAAGAUAACAAUUUAUUGUUCGCCUAAAAAAAAUGGCAUAAUGCCGCAUGCAGCGUUUCCUUGCCACUUGCCUGGGUUCCACCCUCUUAAUGGCAAUUUAGUAUUCUCACUUUUACUUAUUUUAUCGCUCAAGUUUAUCUCAUUACCACCAAAUAACAUAUUCACAUCUGUUAAUUAACCAAUUGUGAUAUUUUAUACACUGCUAGUCUUAACUUUUAAUACAUUACGUAGAAUAGGCUGAUUAUUUAGUAAAAGAUGGUAUAUUGUUACAUGCUUCCUGUUUUAUUGUAAGCUAUUAAAA
Molecule: messenger RNA, 3347 nt
Organism: Chelonus insularis
Lineage: Eukaryota; Metazoa; Arthropoda; Insecta; Hymenoptera; Braconidae
Product: beta-1,4-glucuronyltransferase 1-like
Exons: 6
Coding region: 1346-2680 (444 amino acids)
Source: RefSeq, a predicted model, not a curated record